Symphalangus syndactylus (siamang) is the source of this 4543-nucleotide messenger RNA. RefSeq names its product INTS3 and NABP interacting protein (gene INIP). Gene Ontology annotation, biological process: DNA repair. The record is from RefSeq and is a predicted model, not a curated record. Gene Ontology annotation, cellular component: nucleus; nucleoplasm; SOSS complex. NCBI's taxonomy places the organism in Eukaryota, Metazoa, Chordata, Mammalia, Primates, Hylobatidae.
GCUCACGUCAGUCAGGAGGCGGAAGCGCAGCGGGGGCGGGAAGGUUGUAGUGCCGCGAGUUGAGCUCUUCUUGCCUAAGUGGUCGCGCCCCCUUUAAGAGCAGUGAUUGGAAGACGAGGCGAUCCCGGUGUCCUAGGGUCCCAGGUGAUUGUGAAGUGCUGACCAAUUGCCACUGGACAUACUUGAAACAAAAUAGGAAAAUGGCAGCAAACUCUUCAGGACAAGAGAUAGGGUCUUGCUAUGUUGCCCAGGCUGAUCUCGAACUCCUGUCCUCAAGUGAUCCUCCUGCCUUGACCUCCCAAAGUGCUGAGAUUACAGGUUUUCAAAACAAAAAUAGAGUUGCAAUCUUGGCAGAACUGGACAAAGAGAAAAGAAAACUACUUAUGCAGAACCAGUCUUCAACAAAUCAUCCUGGAGCUAGCAUUGCACUCUCGAGACCCUCUCUUAAUAAGGACUUCCGGGAUCACGCUGAGCAGCAGCAUAUUGCAGCCCAACAGAAGGCAGCUUUGCAGCAUGCUCAUGCACAUUCAUCUGGAUACUUCAUCACUCAAGACUCUGCAUUUGGGAACCUUAUUCUUCCUGUUUUACCUCGCCUUGACCCAGAAUGAAGAAAACAUUUGCGAUGGAAAAGUGACUUUGUAAUAUCAAAUGCCAAAGCUACUAUCAUUCAGUGCUAUAUGAACUGUGACUUUAAGAAUUUUGGUGAACUUUGAUAUUUUUUGUUUGUCUGAAAGAAAGGAAUGUGUAAGUGAAAGCAGAAGGAAGAAUAACCAGGAUGAUGAGAGCUGUGGAAGCUGUAUUGUCCAAGGAAUUGAUUAUGUACUGUGACGGUAACUUUUUUGUAAUGCUGUUUAACUCUCAAUCAGACUCUGAAUUGGAUGGUCACGAAAUCAUUCCCCAACUCCUAGCAAGUUUGACUGAAUAUAUCAUGUCCACAGUAGAUUUUCAAGAAUCAUUUAUAGUACUUAACUUUAAAGAAACAAGGGUGCUUUAAAAAAAUGAACCAAUAGGCUUAAAUCAAUUGCAUCCUUAUUUGCUGUUUAUAGGAUUGCUAUCAGUAUACCUUUUGAGUUUAUAGUCAACAUGUAUCAUCCUGAAAUAAUUCUUUCUGGACUUAUAACUACUUCCCCUUUUUCAUUUUAAAACAAACCCCAAGAAUAAAUUACUAACCAGUCUUAACCAUCUUUUAUAAACAUAUGCUCUUAUAAAUGUUGUGACUAAAUGCAAUUAAAAAUAAUAGGAAGUGUGGUAGUUUUUUUAAUUUGUACAUCCUCUUAUUUAGUGUUACCACAUAAAUGAUGAGUUUGUGUGGUUCUAUUUUCCAUUUUUGUUCUAAUUGAAAACUUUUUGGCUGGGCAUGGUGCCUCACGCCUGUAAUCCCAGCACUUUGGGAGGCCAAGGCGGGCAGAUCACUUGAGAUCAGGAGUUUGAGACCAGCCUGGCCAACAUGGUGAAACCCUGUCUCUACUAAAAAUAUAAAAAAUUAGCCAGGUAUGGUGGCACACGCCUGUAAUCGCAGCUACUCGGGAAGCUGAGGCAGGAGAAUUGCUUGAACCUGGGAGACAGUGGUUGCAGUGAGCUGAGAUGGUGUCACUGCACUCCAGCCUGGGUGACAGUGAAUCUUCGUCUCAAAGAAAAAAAGAAAAAGGAAACUUAUGCAAGUCGAGCUCCUUUUUAAUUACUUUAAGUAGGAAGGGAUUAGGUUAAGAAAGUCUCUCAACAUGACCCAUCUUUAGCAGUAUCUGGGGUGCUUAUUUAAGUAUGCAGUCCCACUACCCUACCCUAGUCCUACAGAAUUAGAAUCUGAUUCAAAAUAAAGUCUGAAAACCAUGAGAUAGAGAAUUCUAUGAAAUAUCUUGUACAGAUUUUCGUGAUAUAUUUAUACACGCAUGGGUUUGUAGAUCCCUGAAACUUAUAGGUCAUUUAGCUAAAAUCUACAUUUUUUUUAACUUUUAAUAGGAUUGAAAUGAUAUUUUACACUGUAUCACAGAUAGAGUAUUUUAUAUAACUUUUUGUAACUGACCUCAUCUUGGCCGUGAGUCCCAUCCUCUCUGGUGGUAGGGUAAAACUGAAAAUUCCAGUUAGGGUCAAUAUUUAGUGAAAGUUCUUUCUUUUCAGAGAGUUUGUUCCCCCCCUUCUUCCUUAGAUAUUUUCCAACACACAGCCCCAUCCUACUCAAACCAAGUGAAGCAAGGGUGGACAGUUCUAGAAUUGGCUGUGCCAUGUAGGUUUUUUUGAGAAUUUGAACUGAUUUCCUUCAUUUUGAUGAGGUGGCAACCGUCCCCAUUGUAAUGGUCACCAUUGCAGCGAGGAUUGCCUUACUUCUGCAGCAUAGAGCUCCUCAGGGGACCUCUGGCUCCUGUCCUUCCUCAGGUCCAUCCAACUACUCCUUGGGCCUCCUUAUGGUAGCCCUCAUUGUCUUGAGUUAAUUUCACUAGGUUUCUGUUCUCUGUGAUCGGCAACAUAACUGACAUGGUUCUAAAUCUGUCUCUAGGGGAGAUAACACAUUAGUAUAUUUUCUACACUAUUGAAGCCUCUACCUAAUGUAUGACUUUUGUAGCUCAGGUAAAGAGAUCUUUUUACCAGUGGUAUCCUUUCUAGUCUGUUAGCCUUUCAAAUAGAUGUGGCCUAAAUCCUGUAGUCCUGGCUAGGAAGCACUUCUCUCCACCCCUCUGCUUUGAGUCACAAAUUCAAUUCAAUUUCCUAGGUAUUUAUUAAUACCUACAGAUAGAUAAAGCACUGUGCUUUGGGGGACACAAAGGUGAUUGGCACCUGCUCUUUUAGGAGGUCACCGUGCAGAGGAUCCUAUUCUGGUAGACCAAUAGUUGUAAAGCAAGCCACAGCCUGGGCAACAUAGUGAGACCCGUCUCUACUAAAAAUUAAAAAAAAAAAAAAAAAGAUGGGCUAGGUGUGCUGGUGCAUGCGUAGAAGUCCCAGCCACUUGGGAGGCUGAGGUGGGAGGAUUGCUUGAGUCUGGGAGGUUAAGGCUGCAGUGGGCCAUGAUUGCACAACUGCACUCCAGCCUUGGCAACAGAGUGAGACCCUGUCUCUAAAUCAAUCAAGCGAGCCAGAAUGCAGUAGUGGCCUGAGAGAGGCAUCCUGGAACGUAGUGCGGUCUGGCUAGGCUUAGAAGUAUUCAUGUGAUUUUUUAUUUAUUUAUUUUUUGAGAUGGAGUCUUGCUCUGUCGCCCAGGCUGGAGUGCAGUGGCGCCAUCUCGGCUCACUGCAAGCUCCGCCUCCCGGGUUCACGCCAUUUUCCUGCCUCAGCCUCCCGAGUAGCUGGGACUACAGGUGCCCGCCACGACGCCCGGCUAAUUUUUUGUAUUUUUAGUAGAGACAGGGUUUCACCGUGUUAGCCAGGAUGGUCUCGAUCUCCUGACCUCGUGAUCCACCCGCCUCGGCCUCCCAAAUUGCUGGGAUUACAGGCUUGAGCCACCACGCCUGGCCUCAUGUGAUUUUUACCUGACAAGGGAAGGAAGAGCUGCUCCAUGUGCAGAGCAAGGUUUCAGAAUGAGAAGAGAAGAGCAGGCACCGCAGAGGGUGAGGGAAAGGGCAGCAGUGGACUGGGAAGCCCUCAGGUGGAGGUCAGCAUUGCUUCCCUCAGAUCGUGGGUGAAUUUGAGGAACUCAGUUAAUAUCUUUGCAUGUUCCUCCCUCCCUAAGGUGAGAACAGCACAUGCUCUGCCCAUGUCAGAAAUUGUCUAGACUAGUGUUUUUCAAAGUGCAAAAGCCUCAACCCAUUACUGAGUUGAGAAGCCAACUUAAUGGUUUAACAGGAUGUGAUCAGCAUUUUUUCCGAAAAAAUCAAAAACAUCUGAGUGUACUGCAUAUAGAAAUAGGUGGUUUUGCCUCAUGAAUAUUCUGUUUCUGUGUGUUCCUAUAUGUGUAUAUUUUACUUUGUAUUUUGUUGGUUUUUUAAGAGACAGUCUUGCUCUGUCGUCCAGGCUGGAGUGCAGUGGUAUAAUCAUAGCUCACUGCAAGACUCCUUGAAUCCCUGGGCUCAAGCAAUCCUCCACCCUUAUUCUCCCAAGUAGCUGAGACUACAGGCACAUGCCACUAUGCUCAGCUAAUCUUUUUUUAAAAUUUUUGUAGAGACAGCGUCUUGCUAUGUUGUCCAGGCUGGUCUUGAACUCUUGGCCUCAAGCAGUCCUCUCAAUCCUCCCACCUUGGCCUCCUAAAGUGCUGAGAUUACAGGUGUGAGCCACUGCACCUGCUUACUUAUUUUGUCUAUUGUCUGUUCCACUAGUAUGUAAAGUCUUAGGGGGCAAGAAUUUUUGUUUAUUUCCUUCUCUUCCUCCUCUCCUUUCUUCCUCUUUUACUUCGUUCACUACUGUAUUCCACAUAAAAUAUAUCUGGCAUAUAGUAAGUGUUCAAUAUGUUGAAGGAAUGAAAGAAUUUAUAUGACUUGAGUUGCAAUAUAAAGUGUAUAUUUUUUUUACUGUGAGUUAUGGCAAAAAAAGUUUUGAAAGCCGCUUCUAAAUAAUGCAGAUGUCAGUGCUUUGUAUGACCCUGGAAUAAAAACUGAAAUGACUUAGUAAUUUCAAA